Ostrea edulis (European flat oyster) is the source of this 2217-nucleotide messenger RNA. RefSeq lists its product as uncharacterized. The coding region runs from base 100 to 639 and encodes 179 amino acids. The record is from RefSeq and is a predicted model, not a curated record. The transcript has 2 exons. Lineage: Eukaryota; Metazoa; Mollusca; Bivalvia; Ostreida; Ostreidae.
UUCUUUCAUAUGUACACAAGUAUUCCUUGUAACAUUACAUCCUUAUCAUGUACAUGAAAUUGACGUGCAUAGAGAUGAAUACAAGUGAAAUGUUCGGAUAUGAAACAUUUAUCUCUUGGUACUAGCAUCUCAAGAGAAAGGCAAUCUAAGACAUUCCUCGAGAAAACCAUUCAGCAUCUCUCAAAGGAGGUGUACGGUUGUUUAGCCUUACUUGCCAUCAUGAUUACAAACAUUGGAUUUUUCUUGCUUAUAUUUGGACUGAAACAGGUUUUAAUAUUUGAUAUCGUAUCAUUUGAAGCUCUAGUUGCCAGUGGUACAUUUUUAAUAUUGUUUGGUGGAACUCUUUUAUGUCUAUCUAUUGUGGUCUACCAACGUGAACGACGAAAGAAAAACAUUUGUUGUUGGUGUUGUCGUGACAACGACGAGGAAGUGGUAUAUGGUAUCAGUGAUAUGUACACAUGUGACAUAGAUGACAACGUUCUUGGCAGUCGUGUAUCUUUGGCAGAGUCUAUCGAAAUGACGACGGCUAAAGGACCCAGUUCCAGAAAUUACAAUCUUGCGAGCUCUGAAUGUGGUUGUUCCUGUUGGCUUUGUGACACCUUGAAUUCAACGAGCAAUGUUUCAAUUUCCCUUGUGUAAACAACUCCACAAGAACUCAUCCAGCUUGAUAAAGAUAGUUUUCUUCUGCGACUCUCUUGCCAGCAAUAAAUGAAACAAGUGCGACGUGUUUACACCGAGUUUGAAAAGAAAAAUAAGGAGAUUCGAGAAUGAUUCGCAAAUAACAGUUUUCUUUUACAUCGAUAUGAAAACCAAGCACAGAUAACCUUAGAAUAACUGCUAUUGUGGUUCAUUCUACCCCAUAUAAAUAUCAACGUUGUUCUUCGUGGUUCGUCCCAUGAGGAUAUACAUUACUUUGAAAUAUUACUUUCAUUAAUAGUAUUAGACUGAUAACACAAUUUAUAUACUGAACUUGAUAACCUACAUAUAUAACUAUCCUUGGCCGAGUCCAUAUAUUGGUACACGGCAAGACGCAGGUCCUGUGUGUACUCUCUUUCUAUUGCAGACACUGUACAUUUGUUAUAUCAUUUUCAAUAACAAAGCAGGAUUAAUUGCUUCAGUAAUUAUGAAUAUCCAAACAUGUACUCGUAUUUAAACAUUACACAAACUAGUUUUUAAUGAUGUACAAAUAUUACAAACUAUUUUAAAACCGACAAUUAAGAAGUUUUCAUUGUGUUCUUCCUUAAUCUUUUGAAAGAAAGAAGAGAAGAAAAAAGACUUAUCGAUCUUGGGGAAAACCCCCACAUGAUUUCAUUCCAGGGUUUUGGAUUCUGCUGACAAGCAAGAUUACUCAAGCACGAAGAAUGCGGAGGUUAUCAAUACUAUCUUCUGGAGUCCCACGAGUACGUCAUCGCCAAACUUUGCAGUCCACCAGUGCAGAACUUCCGUUGCCAGGGACGCUCUUAAUCAAUAUUGUAAAUUGCCCCGCGUCAAUAUUGCGGGUAGCUACCUGAGGGUUUUCCGAGAUGAAAUGACUCUGCAGAAAAUUUCUCUAUAAAAUUGUAAUUAUUUAUCGUUACACUGAGUGGUUUUGCAAUAAACUAGCCAUACCACUUGAGUGUUAUUUCAAAAUGGUCACGGAGUCCUUGGAAGAUACAAUAUUGACACAUUGGCUUUGAAUAAAAUAUUGAACCAGAAUUUCAUAUAUACACUCAGAAAAUCAAUCAGAAUACAGUUGCUCUUGGUUGGCAAUUUGUAGGUGAAUCAUAUCCUUUCUUUUCUGCAGUUAGUGCGAUUAAAAAAAAUAUUGCAUAACUUUAAAAUUAAGACAAAAAAAAAAAAAACAACAAAAGAAUAAAAAAACCAACAAAAAUAAUAUCUUAAGUUUAUUUCGAUUCUUAUUUAAUAAAAAUUAACAAUAACGUAUCGUAUUUGUCACUUUAUAUGGUACACAUUUUCAUAAUAAAUCUACAAAAUAAUAAAUACAUAGACAGAACAUGCGGUCAUUCUCUGUAACCCUGUCAGGAAAUUGCCAAGUCACUUGAUUGUAUCUGCUUAUUGCAGCACAAUGAGCAUAUGGAAAAUACUAACAACAUCUCGUUUGAUAUUGUGAAUGAAAUUAUAAGGUUUAAUGGAAUAAUAAAUGAAACAUUGCAGUAAAAAAUUGUGGUUUUUUAAAUUUAUAUCACAGUUAAAAUUUUCGUUUUUGAGUCACCAGCA